AGACAGCAAAGGUGAAAAAUGAAACGGCCUCGUCAUCAGAAGUUGAAAACGAGAUCCCGACGGAAAGAAUGGUCAGAUCUCGUGGCCACGCCACGCAACAUGCAGAGCCACCGCCCCGCCCCCGAAGACCACGUCCGAGAAGAAAGCAGAAGCGCACGAGCCCAACCAACCACCAGGGCGCGCGCGGCGGCGACGAGGACAACCGUCACCCCUGCGAGACGCUCGGCAUUCAUGUCCGUCCCCUCCGACUCCGGCCAGGAGACACCACCCUCGGCGACCGAGAGCGGUCGGACGCGCCUCCAGGACGAGCAGCUGGGGCAGCUCCGGGAGCUCUUCAUGCGCUUCGACCUCGACGGCGACGGCAGUCUCACCAAGCUCGAGAUAGCCGCGCUUCUCCGCUCGCUCGGUCUCCGCCCCGCCGAGGGGGACGAGAUCCACACCCUCAUCGCCUCCAUGGACAUCGACGGCAACGGCACCGUGGAGUUCGACGAGCUAACCUCUUCCCUCUCCCAGCUGCUCCUCGGGCCCGGCCGCUCCUCCGUCGCCGUUGACCACGAGCAGCUAGCCGAGGCCUUCCGCGCCUUCGACCGCGACGGCAACGGAUACAUCUCCGCCGCCGAGCUCGCGCGCUCCAUGGCGCAAAUGGGGCACCCCAUCUGCUACGCGGAGCUCAACGACAUGAUGCGCGAGGCCGACACCGACGGCGACGGCUCCAUCAGCUUUGAGGAGUUCGCCGCCAUCAUGGCCAAGUCCGCCGUCGAAUUUCUCGGCCUCGCCGCGUUGUGAGCGAGGCUCCCUCCGGUUAGAGCCUCGUGGGCUUGUCCUCUGUUUGUAAAUUAGUCCAUUCGCCUUCCUUUUUAUCAUGUCUGCAAAUAUAAUACAUACACAUUUGAACCUCGUUGUAUUGAAUG
Molecule: messenger RNA, 911 nt
Organism: Triticum urartu
Lineage: Eukaryota; Viridiplantae; Streptophyta; Magnoliopsida; Poales; Poaceae
Product: putative calcium-binding protein CML14
Molecular function (GO): calcium ion binding
Source: RefSeq, a predicted model, not a curated record